AUGACAAUCAUGGCCAUCAUGUCCAUCAGAGUGACCGUGAUCACCAUUGCCUGGUCCAAGAACUUCCAGCACAUGCUGGCCCUGAUGUUUGCUGUCGAGGAGAUCAACAAGAACCCCCACCUCCUGCCCAAUAUCACUCUAGGAUUUGAUCUCUUCAAUGUCAUGCACAGUGAUAUGAGGAUACUGAAGAAUCCACUCAGGUGGCUGACAGGGCUGGACAGAGGCAUCCCUAACUACACAUGCGGAAGAGGGGCCGAGGCUGUGGCGGUCAUAUCUGAGGCUGGAAUUUUAGUCCAGAUGGGAACGCUGCUGGAACUGUACAGGAUCCCACAGCUCGCAUUCGGCCCUCUGGACCCUCUUCUGAGUGACAGCAGCCAGUUCCCCUCCGUCUAUCAGAUGGCCUCAAAGGACACUUCUCUGGCCCUCGCCAUGGUCUCCCUGAUGCUGCACUUUGGCUGGACGUGGGUGGGGCUGGUUGUCUCGGAUGACCAGGAGGGUGUGGCGUUCCUGUCCGAUCUGAGAGCAGAGAUGCAGGAGCUUGGCCUCUGCCUGGCCUUUGUGGAGUUGGUCCUAGUCAAACAGAACUCAGUUUUCUAUGUACUUAUGGAACAACAAGCCCGCAUCAUGACAUCAGCAGCAAAUGUGGUUGUUCUUUUCGGUGACCCAGCCUCGUUUAUGAACUUGAACAUUAUGCUGAUGAGAUCUCUGAUAACAUGGAAGGUCUGGGUCACCACCUCCCACUGGGACAUUGCCACCAACUCGCGCUGGGACUUUCCCGCUAGUGAGCAUAACUUCCUGCUACACUCCUUCCACGGGACUCUCAUCUUCUCCCAGCAGCACAGAGAGAUCGCUGGAUUCCGCCACUUCUUGCGGACAGCAAGCCCUUCCAAGUACCCAGAAGACAUUUACCUAGCCCUGUUCUGGUCUCUGGUCUUCCGCUGCUCACUUUCCAAUGCUGAUUGCAGGACACUUCAGGGUUGUCCCACAAAUGCCUCCCUCGAGUGGCUGACAUGGGAGAAAUUUGACAUGACGCUGAGCGAAGGGAGCUACCACAUCUACAACGCGGUGCACGCCGUGGCCCACUCUUUGCACAAGAUGCUUCAGCACAUGUCAGAAGAGCAGCCGCCAGGGCCAGGGGGGAAGGCCAUGAUUCCCCACUGGCAGCUGCUGCACUCCUUUCUCCAAAGCCUCCAAUUCACCAAUCCCGCUGGUGAUCACGUAAACUUGGACCAGAAGAGAAAGCCGGCUGCAACAUAUGACAUUCUCAACUUCUGGAAUUUUCCCCAAGGACUUGGCCAUAAGGUGAAAGUGGGACACUUCUCCCCCUACGAUCCACCAGGCCAACAGCUGUCUCUCUCUGAGGAGCUCAUAGAGUGGGCCACGGGGAUCACACAGAUCCCACGCUCAGUGUGCAGCCCCAGCUGUGGCCCUGGGUUCAGGGUGACCGCCCGGGCAGGAGAGCCCAUCUGCUGUUUUGACUGCACCCGCUGUCCAGACAAUGGCAUUGCCAAUGCGACUGAUAUGGACCAGUGUGUGACCUGUCCUGGCCACCAGUAUGCCAAUGCAGAGCGUGACCGAUGCCUGGACAAGCAAGUGAGCUUCCUGGCUGUUGAAGGUCCCCUAGGAAUGACCCUGGCCUGCAUAGCUCUGUCCCUCUCUCUCCUCACAGCUGUCAUCCUUGGGGUCUUUGUGAAGCACCAAGACACACCCAUUGUCAAGGCCAACAACCACACCCUCAGCUACAUGCUGCUCAUCUCACUCCUCCUCUGCUUCCUCUGCUCCUUCCUCUUCAUUGGCCGUCCCAACACAGCCACCUGCCUCCUAAGACAAAUCACGUUUGCCCUGGUGUUCACACUGGCUGUUUCUGCCGUGCUGGCCAAAACCAUCACUGUGGUUCUGGCCUUCAAGGCCAUGAAACCUGGAAGGACCAUGAGGCGAUUGCUGGUGUCAGGAGCCCCAAACGCUGUCAUUCCCAUCUGCUUCCUCAUCCAACUGACUCUCUGUGGCAUCUGGCUGGCAACAUCUCCUCCCUUUGUGGACACAGAUGCACACUCUGAGCAUGGACACAUCAUCCUCUUGUGCAACGAGGGCUCCAUCACUGCCUUCUACUGUGUGCUGGGCUUCCUGGGCUCGUUGGCCCUGGGCACCUUCACUGUGGCUUUCCUUGCCAGGAACCUGCCUGACACCUUCAAUGAAGCCAAGUUCCUGACGUUCAGCAUGCUGGUGUUCUGCAGUGUGUGGGUGACCUUCCUGCCUGUGUACCACAGCACCAAGGGGAAGGUCAUGGUGGCCGUGGAGGUCUUCUCCAUCUUGGCCUCUGGUGCUGGUCUCCUGGGCUGCAUCUUUGUCCCCAAAUGCUACAUCAUUCUCCUUCAGCCAGGGAAGAACUGUCUUGAAGAAUUCAGGAAUACUCAUUUCAAGAGCAGCUCUCCUAAGGCUGUCUCACAAUUUUAG
Messenger RNA from Ochotona princeps (American pika), 2454 nucleotides. RefSeq names its product vomeronasal type-2 receptor 116-like. Gene Ontology annotation, biological process: G protein-coupled receptor signaling pathway. The transcript has 6 exons. Lineage: Eukaryota; Metazoa; Chordata; Mammalia; Lagomorpha; Ochotonidae. Gene Ontology annotation, cellular component: membrane. Bases 1 to 2454 code for a protein of 817 amino acids. The record is from RefSeq and is a predicted model, not a curated record. Gene Ontology annotation, molecular function: G protein-coupled receptor activity.